UUAUAAUUCUAGAUACUCAAGGAGGAAUGUCUCGGAACAAUGGACCUGGUCUUUACGAGUUUCUUAUGGAAGCUGAGUUACAACAGUAUUAUCCCGGUAUUCGAGGAGACUUGAAGGUGCAAACAACAGCACAAUUGAAAUAUGUAACAGAAGAAGAUUUAAAUGCGAUUGGGAUGAGCAAGCCGGAAAUGCGCCGUCUAAAAAAAUAUUUUCAGAAGCACUUUCCUCAAAACUAUCUAUCUAAAUUUAAGAAAAUGCUGCUACCGAAACGUGAGGAACAGUCUCCUGGUGUAUUGGGUAUGUUACCAGAAGAGAGACAAGACAAACCAUCAGUACGUGUUCCCAAUAAACACAUGAUUCCGGCUGAGGCAAUUAUUGUGAAUAAAGAACUCGGUACCGGUGAGUUUGGUGUCGUACAGCAAGGAAUAUGGACAAAUGAUGGAGAAAGAAUUCAGGUUGCAAUUAAAUGUUUGUCACGUGAGAGGAUGCAGAAUAAUCCCAUAGAAUUUUUGAAGGAGGCUGCGAUAAUGCACUCAAUUGAUCACGAGCAUAUCGUGAGGCUGUAUGGCGUCGUACUUGAUACAAACUCACUAAUGCUCGUUACGGAAUUAGCUCCAUUACGCUCAUUGCUGGAAUGUCUUAAAGAACCUAGUCUGCGCGCAAGUUUCCCAGUCUUAUCACUAUGCGAUUUUGCUGUGCAAAUUGCUGACGGGAUGCAAUAUCUGGAAGCGAAAAGGUUAAUACAUCGUGAUCUUGCUGCCAGAAAUAUCCUUGUGUUUUCCAAGAACAAAGUCAAGAUAUCGGAUUUCGGGUUAUCACGCGCGUUAGGAGUGGGUAAAGAUUAUUACCAGACGAAUUUCAAUGUCAAUUUGAAGCUGCCUAUUGCAUGGUGUGCGCCUGAAAGCAUAUCCUACUUAAAGUUUACAUCAGCGAGCGACGUUUGGGCAUAUGGAGUAACCUUAUAUGAAAUGUUUAGUUACGGAUUUCAGCCCUGGGCAGCGCUGACUGGCCAUCAAAUUCUCGAAGCAAUAGACGAGCCUAAUUUUCAACGAUUGGAACAACCUGAGUGCUGUCCAAAGGAUUAUUUUUCUUUGAUGCAACAAUGUUGGGAACAUGAAGCCUCAAAGAGACCUAAAUUCUCUGAAUUGAUUAAUUUAUUGCCUGAUCUGAAACCUGAGCAAGUUCAGGCAGUUCAGGAUAACACUGAGCCGAAUCAACUCGUUUAUAGACAGAGUGAUAUAAUUACAGUUCUAGAUAAAGGUAGCAGUAAUACUUUAUGGAAGGGCGUUCUAAAUAGCGGCAAAACCGGAUUAUUUAAUCCGGCUCACACAAUCGCAUAUCUCGGUUCCAAUCUGCCUAGUAAUAAACCUGGCGAAUUUACACGAGGAGAUGGUAAAAAUGCUUUUUCCUCGCAACGUAGAAAAAUUCGAACAGACAUGAUAUCUUCACCGCAAGGAGAUCUUAAACAUACCGGUCAUGUGGGUUUAGAUGGAGCAUAUUUUGGUGAUAUCAGCUUUCUUGGUGGAAAGUAUCUGCAUUUGCCUCGUCAAGUUGUGACGCCGUACAAACCGCAGGAGGAUGCAACUGAUAAUUCUAGUCAAAUUUCAAAUCAGGAUGUAAGAAGCAUAGAUAUGAAUAGAGAAUCGACAAGGGAAAGUAGAAGCAUACAACAAGAAACUCAAAGCAAACAUGAGAGCUUAUGGUCUGAUAUGAAUUCGGAGAUAUGCCAUGUAACUACAGGCAACAAUGCAAACAAGCAAGCUAUGACAUCCAAUAUAGGCAGUAAUACUGAUACUCUUGGAGCUGAUCAUGAAUAUCACGAAAUCAGUGAUGAAGAAAAUCAAGAUAGUCCAUUAAGAUUUGAUAAGACAUUAAAUUUUGAUUUUGGUCCAAGUCUUUUGGCAGAAAUGGACCAAAUGUUUAGAUCAUUAGGCUCUUCUCCACCUCCUCCGCCACCUGGUCAUCCUUUAUCCACUGAACAUGAAUCAAGCAACGCAAGAAAUGAACUGAGGGAAAUCCAAGCAAAACAAUGUAACAAGAAGAAACAAGCCACCGUGAGUCCAAUAAAUGUGAAGCCUAUCUCAGCCGCUGAUCAGAAAACUCUGUACUCAGCUAUUGCUAUGGCACAGGAAUUGACAGCACGUUCCAUGACAGAUCUUGAACAUCAACCGGAAUCUCCCCGUACACCUGCCAGUCCUUCAAGGCGUAGGAAAUUCUCUUUUAAGUUGCCACAUCAACACAGUCCUAAACCAGACAGACGACACUUUUCCGAAGAAGCUGCCAGUAUACCUGAUAUACAGUGGUUAUGCUCAAGUCUGCAAUCUCUCUCAUCUACGGUAUCUAGUAUAGAAUCCCUUGGUGCUCCAUCAACCUUAAAACUUCCUUUGUGGGAUAAGGCAUCGGCAGAAUUCUGUUUUGCGAAAUCGCGAGAGCUAUUGACAAAGCCAAGUGCCUGGGCUUCGUACAUGGAUAUUGACUUGAAUACGCAUAUAUUAGAUAAUGCGGCAACGAAGCAGAAUUUAGUCAAAUCAACUGAAUUCUUAGAAAAUGGAAAUAGAAGAGAUCACUUGAAUUGCGAGAGCAUCUCUGAUGUGGACACCAAAUUAAACGUUCAGCAUCAGAAUGGUAAGAAAUUUAAUAUAGAAAAUUCAAACUACGAUUUCCCACGCGAGAUGAAGAGAGUUUCUACCAGUUACAUUGAACGUUAUUUUGAACAACCAAAAUAUUGCGAUGAUGAAACUAUUUUGGGAUCCACCAGCGAUAAGAUAUAUUGUGGAGAAGAAAAAUUGGACAAGUUUGAUAAAAUUAAUAAUCUGGAGCAGCCUAACAAAUCGACUUAUUAUUCGAACAUUCAAGAACAGAGCUCAUCGGUUGGCGUUAAAUCUACUCAAACAUUACAAAAUAAAGUAAGCAAUUGUGAACUAAAGGACUGUAAUAUUAUGCAUUUCGAAGCGCAGUCUGAUGAGAAUUUUGAUAUUUUGAAAGAUAAAACAGUAAACUUUGAAUCCUCUCGUAAUAAAUCCGAUAAGUUUGAUGUGGCGAAGGACAAGACGACGAAUUUGGAUCUUGGCACGCGACCAAAAUUUCCUAUUGCCUCCACUGAAUCUACAAAAGUGAACCUAACAAAUUUUACCAAGAAAAUUGAUCUGUCGAAAUCUAGAAAUGCGAAAAUGUCUUUUGUGCCUAGGAAAUCCAGUCAAGACAUGAACACUGUUUAUGGCUCAUCGGAUAGUAUUAAGACUAACAUGAAGACGAGUGGAACGAAUAGUCCAAGGAGUAAUCUAGAAACGGUAAAAAUAAAUAUACAAAGCUUUCGCAAGAUCGAACAAAACCAGAACGGUCACGAGGGUUUUCCGUUUGUAAUAUCUAACAAUCCUAUAUUUAUCGCCGAAGCAGAGAAGAAAGAAUCUCCCAUAUAUAGCAGCUCCGAGAGUUUGCGAGUAAAUUUUCAGCGUCUCAGGCGGAAAUCUGAUGCUGAAGCUAGUCAAGUAGAACUUAAUAGCAAGCUUUUAGCUGAAAAAUAUCAACGUGAAAUUUCCGGCUUGGAAAGUGUAAAAAAUUAUUUGGAUUCCAAGAAAGCUCAAGGUUUAAACUUGGGCUUGGGCAAGUUGACACAGAACAUGAUACAAUUGGGUAAGAAUAUCGCGCAGAACUCGAGAAACUUAGAAACAGCUUUGCCAAAGUCAUUAGUCUCCAACAUAAGGAAUCUUGAUUUAUCUGCGUCAUCUCAAACACCUUUACGAAGCUUAAACAUACCGAUUAAAAAACCCAAGCAUUUGGACUUGAACAUUCCAUUGCAAAAUCAAUCACCAAUUAAUGCAAAGCUAAACUUGAUUCAGAAAUCAAACCCAACCUCAACGAGUCCAACUUUACAUCAACACAUUUUGGAGCCACCAAAAUUAUAUCAGAACGAUCCCGCUAGAAAGGAGCUACCAAAAUUGGAUAUGCUGGCGGAAAAGUUUUCUGGUGCUGCCAUUUAUCGACAUAGGACAUCAUCCUUGUCGGAAAGUAGGAAACCUCCAAUAAAAAAUAUACGCAGAUCUUUUCAUACUAGAAACGAUUCCAGCGAGGAUUCGGACUCGAUUUCGCACUCAGAGACGGACAUUAGGAGCCGUCUGCGUUAUAAACGUAGGCACAAGAAAGUUCCGCACAAUCUACGCUUAAAUUUCAAAAAUAAGACAUCAUUUUUGCAUCCUAAUUCCGCUAAAAGAUUGUCUGCGGUUGAGCUUUGUGGAAAAUCACCGCCGCCGUCGACGAGCUUCUUGAACUCAUUAUCGCCGCCAUUCUCUUCCAGAAACAAUUUGUUAUCUUGGCCAGAAAGUGCACCGAGCUCUAGCUUGACAUUUACUAGUAAUUCCGAUUUCGAUUCAGACACAAGUUCCGAGUAUCCUGAAUUCACGAACGACGUGUUGACAUUUCCUCCCUCCCCUGCUCCUUAAAGUUCUAAAGACAAGGGAAAUUGGAUAAAUGGGCUGAUUUUGGAUCUCGGAGCGAGAAAUAAAAACUAUGUUUUUUUGUAUUUUUUGUGCAGCUGAACCGAUCCUAUAAAAUUUGUUUUUUUUUACUACAGUCUUACAUUUUCAUUAACAUAUCAUUUUCAUAAUAGCUUCUUAUAUGAUUAACAGAUUUGUAUACUGUUUUUCAUAUUUUCCCAACAAAUUAAAAAUUUUGAAAGAUUAGCUUUUUAUUAGAUUUAGAACCAGAUUUAGCAGCUGAAAAACUAUAAUAAAAAAAUCUACCGUUUUUAUUUACCACUCUUUGGGGCUAAAAUCUACAUUUUACCUCCUUUAUUCUUCUUUAGUUUCAACGUUGAUUAAUCUAACUUUCAAUCAAUGUAGCUUUUCUAUAUAUUUAACACUUUCGCAAAAUGAUUAGUAAGAUCACAUGUUACAUUACAAAUAUGUUUAUAGAUUUAAUAUACUUACAAUUAGGCCAAUGAUUAAAUAAUUAGAUUAAUUUUACUUAAAAAAAAUUAAAAUUUGCAAUGAUUAUGAUAAAAAUAAUUUUAUUUUAUUUAAAUUAUGUUAUUCCUCUUUAGCAUCGGUGUAAAGAAUGAUACUGUCGUAUUUUAAACGGGAAUUAUUUACAUUUUGUAGUUAAUUUUUGUCAUUCUAAAGUUAUCGAAUAUUUCUUCUAUUUUAAAGGUUUCUUCCAUAUUCGCUGUUAUUUUAAUGACAUAUGCGCAGAAUGAAAAUAUUACUGCACACUUUAUCUUUUCACUUCACUUUCGGACUCUAAGUAAACAUUGGUUUCAUAGUCAAUGUGACUAUAAAUAUGGACAGUACAAAAAUAGUACAAGAGGAAAAUUUUAAUUUAAAGAAAAAUAAAUAAAUUAUGAUAUGAGGAAAAUUUUUACAAUGGAGGAAAUUGACUAUUUCGAUAUAAUUUAUAGAGAAGUUAUUGUAAUUUAAGUCUCUAAUAUCUUUUGAAAGCAAUUUCAGUUUUGAGUAUAAACGAAAGAAAUUAAAUAACAGAUACGAUUAAAAAUGUUAUUAGAAGAAAAGCUCUCAAGAUUUAUUAGAGAUCUAUAACCAAUUAUGGUAAACUUCUCCAAACAAUAUUAAAAUAAAUCUUUAUAAAUUAUUAGUUUUCUCUUUAUUGAUGCUACUCAUACUGAUGCUAAAUAGAUGCUAAAUAGAAUAGUUUUAAUAAAUAAAAUAAUUUUUAUCACAUAUGUACGUGUGCAAAACAUAAUCAUUGUUUUUUUUUAAAUAAAGUCAAUCUUAUGUGUUGUAUAAUAUAAUCGCCACGUGGAAUAUAUACAACAUUAAAUUUCUGAAUAAUAUUGAAGGUAAUUAAGAAGAGAUUAUUAAUAAUUCUAGCCUUACUGUUUAUUUUUUAAAUACAAUUUUAUUCUAGUAAAAGAAAAGAAAUAAUGGUA
Messenger RNA from Wasmannia auropunctata (little fire ant), 5881 nucleotides. It is a transcript of the gene Ack-like, whose product is annotated as tyrosine-protein kinase PR2-like. Gene Ontology annotation, molecular function: protein binding; protein tyrosine kinase activity; ATP binding. Gene Ontology annotation, biological process: protein phosphorylation. The record is from RefSeq and is a predicted model, not a curated record. NCBI's taxonomy places the organism in Eukaryota, Metazoa, Arthropoda, Insecta, Hymenoptera, Formicidae. The transcript is spliced from 6 exons. The coding region runs from base 27 to 4439 and encodes 1470 amino acids.